Mangifera indica (mango) is the source of this 1495-nucleotide messenger RNA. Its product is annotated as purine permease 3-like. The coding region runs from base 181 to 1164 and encodes 327 amino acids. Gene Ontology annotation, molecular function: purine nucleoside transmembrane transporter activity. The record is from RefSeq and is a predicted model, not a curated record. Gene Ontology annotation, cellular component: membrane. NCBI's taxonomy places the organism in Eukaryota, Viridiplantae, Streptophyta, Magnoliopsida, Sapindales, Anacardiaceae. The transcript has 2 exons.
UUGGAUUUAGGGUUUUUUUUGGAUAUACUGAUUGUAAAAACUUUUCAGUAUUCACAGACACAAAACUCGUAACAUGGCGGAGAUGGAAUCAGCUGGUAAGCCCAGCACCGUCGUGAAAAGAGCUCUUUUGUUCUGAAUGUUAUCUUCUUAUCUAUUGGCAACUGUGGCGGUCCACUAGUUAUGCGUCUAUACUUCAUCCACGGGGGCAACCGAGUUUGGUUCUCGAGCUGGCUUGAAACCGGAGCUUGGCCGGUUGUUCUCCUCCCCAUCACCAUAGGUUACUUUUAUCGCCGCCGCAACCAGAACCGGUCAUCACCCACCAACUUCUUCCUCAUGAAAACUCGGUUGUUCAUUGCCUCAGCGGUAAUUGGCGUGCUUACUGGCUUCGACGACUAUCUCUACGCUUAUGGCGUGGCUCGUCUUCCGGUUUCCACUUCUUCUUUGAUCAUCGCUUCCCAGUUGGCUUUUACUGCAGCUUUUGCAUAUCUUUUGGUCAAACAAAAGUUUACCUCUUACUCAAUAAAUGCAAUAUUUCUGUUAACCGUUGGAGCUGGUAUUUUAGCACUACAUACCAGCAGUGAUCGGCCUGCUAAUGAAUCAAACAGGGAGUAUUUGUUAGGGUUUCUCAUGACAGUCGCUGCGGCCGCUUUGUACGGCUUUAUAUUGCCGCUGGUGGAGUUGUCGUACAAGAAGGCCAAACAAGAACUAAGCUAUGCUCUUGUUUUGGAGAUUCAGAUUGUGAUGUGCUUGUUUGCUACAGCAGUGUGCACUGUGGGAAUGCUAAUUAAUAAUGACUUCAAGGUAAUUGGAAGAGAAGCUAGAGAGUUCGAGCUGGGUGAAACAAAGUAUUAUAUUUUGGUGGUGGGAAGUGCAUUAAUCUGGCAAUGUUUCUUCAUUGGAGCAAUAGGUGUGAUAUUUUGUGGGUCGUCUUUGUUAUCAGCUGUAAUAAUCGCUGUUCAACUACCGAUAACAGAAAUUCUGGCAGUGAUUUUCUAUCAAGAGAAGUUUCAAGCAGAGAAAGGUGUUUCUCUUGCCCUCUCUCUCUGGGGCUUUGCUUCAUAUUAUUAUGGGGAAUUUAAACACGCCAAAGAGGAGAAACGUACUGCUCAAACAGAAAUGCUUCCGGUUUCCAACCAUGAUGAACCGCAGCCAUGCGAGUUAUAAUUGAAGUUAUUUUAUCUUUUUGGCAAUCGAGCCAAAUCUCUGUUUGUGGCAAUAUUAAAUGCUUUAAUCUUAACUUAAACUUCAAAGCUAGAAAAAAUCCAAUUCGUUUAUCUUGUCUGUCAGUGCACUGGUUUUUGUCGCCAUCAGACAUGGAUGCCCUCUCAUCAAAGCAGAGCGAAAUGUUAUCUUAGGUCUGUGUGAAAAACAGGGCAGUUAAAACAUUUAUUAGAUAUAUGAAGUAGAAGAAGUCACGGGUGUUACUUUUUCUUUAUCGUGCUUCCCUUGAUAUUCAUCUAUCUGAAUUUUUAAUAUUCGUGCUGUCCUUACUUCA